Messenger RNA from Gadus macrocephalus (Pacific cod), 1918 nucleotides. Its product is annotated as CMRF35-like molecule 1. Lineage: Eukaryota; Metazoa; Chordata; Actinopteri; Gadiformes; Gadidae. The record is from RefSeq and is a predicted model, not a curated record. The transcript has 8 exons. The coding region runs from base 112 to 1083 and encodes 323 amino acids.
UUUGUUUUGUGUACGUGUAGGAGUAGCCAACCGAGAGAAGAGGAAGCGGCACUUCAACACAGCGCCAUUAAAGCCGGAGGGUUGUAGGGAGCAGAGCGGCGUCUCAGGAUCAUGAAUGCCGAGGUCCCUUUCCUCAUUUUCCUCAGUGGCUGUUGUAUGACUUGGACGGAGACCCUGACCGUGAAUGGAUCGGUCGGGGGAACAGUCAGAAUCGAAUGCACUCACACCAAUGCGUAUACCAACAAGAAAUAUUUCUGUAAGGGAAAAUGUAAGGAUGUGAAGGACGUUCUCAUAAGUACUAGCACCAGAGGAUCGGAUAGGUACUCUAUCAAAGACAAUGGAAACACAUUCAUCACAACAAUGAGGGAUCUGCGCCUGGAAGACACUGGGACUUACUGGUGUGGGAUACACAGGUUCCCUCUCGACACAUAUGUAAAAGUGUGUCUCAAGGUAAACAAAGUGGUGAAGAGUGAUGUCAAUGCUGUCAAAGAAGCUAUUUCAACACGGUUUACACCAACAGCCCGGCCAACAGACUUCGAAAAUGAAAUCUCACGAGGAGAAAGCAUUUCUGAUGUGAAGAGUGAUGUUCCUACUGUCCAAGAGACAACUACAACAGAGUUUGAACCAACAGGACGCCAAGCAGACUUCGAAAAAGAAAGCUCAAAAGGAGGAAGCAUUGCUGGUGAUCUGUCUUAUCAGUUGACAUAUAUAAGAGCAGCCCUUGGUGUUGCUGUGUUGGUGCUGGCCCUGGUUCUUCUGAUCUUCUGCAGGAUAAAACGCAAAAGAGCCGCAUUUGCUUCAGAGAAAAGCCAAAGCACCCAUGAAUGUCCAGGAGACCCUAGGAGGAACAGCCUCCUUCCCGCCUCAUUGACCAAUCCGCGCCCUGAUAGCGCUAUUUACUGCAAUGUCAGUGGGUUUCCAAAGCCUCAGGACCAACCAGAUGAGAGGAUGGUGGUCCCCUCCAGUCCAGAGCAGCCCGGUGUCUUCUACUCCACUGUGAACUACAACAAUGAUUCCAAGGGUGUGGCUCUCAAAACGGAUACAGACUCUGUCAUGUAUUCUACCAUUCAAAAGACUCAGUAAGGGCCUGGAGGAAAAUAAUUAAGUGAUUAUGCUUUCGGAAAAUACUAUUAAUAGUGAUAGUCAUACCUUUACUACUAUUAACAGUUUUAUUUAUUUCGUAGUGUGGGGAUCAUAAUCCCCACACUUCGAAAUAAAAUAUGUUACCUAUUUUCUAUUUUUAUAUUCUUUCAAUUGUCAUUUGUCGAAUAGGUAAAUGUGGGAAACUGAAAUGAACACACACGAAAAUGUGCAUGCAGGCACACAAGCACACACAUACAAACACUCACACACGCACUCACACAACUAAACUGAAGUGAAAGUAUACAAACAUUUUAAUAAAACUAAUGCAGAGAGCAAUUCAGCAAUCAUAGAAGGGUGUUUACCAAACUCCUCUGUUUGAGAACCAACAAUUUCCUUCAGUAGCACUUAGUAGAGAAUAUAAUUACAACCCACAAGAGGGUUUUUCAUGCAGAUCAAUGUAUUUAACAUGAGGUGACAAGUCUAGUCCUACAUUAAAGACCUCCAGCAUAAUAAGCAAGGACUGGUAUAGCUGAAAAAAUAAAAUAAUAAUAAGCUUGAUGAAACAAACUGAAGAUGUACCUACCUCACCAGUUGGACCCAUGUUUCAAAUUGUUUUCCUCGUCACCGCCAGAGAGAACAGUAGUAUAAUGUGCUAUGGGCCAUCAUAAAGUCAGCGUCUUUCGUGAUUCUUAUACAUUGGCCACUAGAUGACAGUGCUUCUUGCCAAUUAAUUAAAUAAUAUAUCAAACUAAUUAUUUGUCAUGUUUGAAAAAGUUUGUCGUGUUUGAAAAAUAAUUUAUAAACCCAUUAUUGUAAGAAUAAUAACUCAAUACGA